GCCGUGCUGACCAUGAGCGCCAACUCCUCCCUGGGCAACCUGACGCAGCAGCAGCAGCUGGGCGCGGCGGGCGGCGCGGCCGGCGUGGCCGAGUUCGUGGUCAUCGUCCUCAUCACCGUGCUGGUGUGCCUGGGCAACCUGGUGGUGGCCGUGACCCUCUACAAGAGGUCCUACCUGCUGACGCUCAGCAACAAGUUCGUCUUCAGCCUGACGCUGUCCAACUUCCUGCUGGCCGUGCUGGUGCUGCCCUUCGUGGUGACCAGCGCCCUGCGCCGCGCCUGGAUCUUCGGCGUGGUCUGGUGCAACUUCUCGGCGCUCCUCUACCUGCUCAUCAGCUCGGCCAGCAUGCUCACCCUGGGGGUCAUCGCUGUUGACCGCUACUACGCCGUGCUCUACCCCAUGGUGUACCCCAUGAAGGUGACGGGGAACCGGGCCGUGAUGGUGGUGGUGUACAUCUGGCUGCACUCGCUGGUGGGCUGCCUGCCGCCGCUGUUCGGCUGGUCGGCGGUGGAGUUCGACGAGUUCAAGUGGAUGUGCGUGGCGGCCUGGCACCGCGAGCCGGGCUACACGGCCUUCUGGCAGGUGUGGUGUGCCCUGCUGCCCUUCUCGGCCAUGCUGGUGUGCUACGGGGUCAUCUUCCGCGUGGCCCGCCUCAAGGCGCGCAAGGUGCACUGCGGGGCCGUGGUGGCGGCCGGCGAGGACCCGGCGGGCAGCGCUGGCCGCAAGAACUCCAGCACGUCCACGUCGUCGUCGUCGGGCGGCGGGGCCGGUGGCCGGCGCCACCCGCUGCAGGCCGUGGCCUACUCGGCCAACCAGUGCAAAGCGCUGGUCACCAUCCUGGUGGUCAUCGGCGCCUUCACGGGCACCUGGGGCCCCUACAUGCUGGUGAUCACGUCCGAGGCGCUGUGGGGCAAGAACUCCGUGGCGCCGGCGCUCGAGACCUGGGCCACGUGGCUGUCCUUCUCCAGUGCCGUGUGCCACCCACUUAUCUAUGGGCUUUGGAACAAGACGGUCCGCAAGGAGCUGCUAGGACUGUGCUUUGGGGAUCGCUACUACCGGGAGCCCUUCGUGCCGCGGCCACGCACCGCGCGCCUCUUCAGCGUGUCCACGCGCAUCACAGAUUUGGGCCUGUCCCCGCACCUCACGGCGCUCAUGGCAGGCGGUCAGCCCCUGGGGAACAGCAGCAGCACGGGAGACACCGGUUUCAGCUGCUCCCAGGACUCAGGGACCGAUGUGAUGCUGCUGGAGGACUACCCGACCGAGGACGCGCCUUCCCACUGCACGUGCCCCCCCAGGAGGAGGAGCUCCGUGACCUUCGAGGAUGAAGUGGAACAGGUCAAAGACGCUUCCAGAAACGCCAUCCUCCACGUCAAGGCCGACGUGCACAAGUCCCUGGACAGCUACGCCGCCAGCCUGGCCCGAGCCAUCGAGGCUGAAGCCAAGAUGAACCUGUUCGGGGAGGAGGCCCUGCCCGGGGUGCUGGUAGCCGUGCGGCCCAGCCCAGUGCCCGGCUUCGGGGGCCGCCGUGGGAGUAGGACACCUGGCCCGCGGCCGCAGCUGCAGAGCAUCGAGGAGGGGACGUGCUGACCGCACAGGCCG
Messenger RNA from Sorex fumeus (smoky shrew), 1599 nucleotides. It is a transcript of the gene GPR161, whose product is annotated as G protein-coupled receptor 161. The record is from RefSeq and is a predicted model, not a curated record. Gene Ontology annotation, cellular component: membrane; recycling endosome. Lineage: Eukaryota; Metazoa; Chordata; Mammalia; Eulipotyphla; Soricidae. Gene Ontology annotation, biological process: G protein-coupled receptor signaling pathway. Gene Ontology annotation, molecular function: G protein-coupled receptor activity. Bases 13 to 1587 code for a protein of 524 amino acids. The transcript has 5 exons.